Megalobrama amblycephala (Wuchang bream) is the source of this 2500-nucleotide messenger RNA. RefSeq names its product ADP-ribosylation factor-like 15b (gene arl15b). The coding region runs from base 420 to 1034 and encodes 204 amino acids. The transcript is spliced from 4 exons. The record is from RefSeq and is a predicted model, not a curated record. Gene Ontology annotation, molecular function: GTP binding; GTPase activity. Lineage: Eukaryota; Metazoa; Chordata; Actinopteri; Cypriniformes; Xenocyprididae.
AUCGGUUUAAACACUCAGAAGACGUAAGAAACCGAAAUAAUUUCAAUCCCCGUUGGAUGAAUGAACGUAACACGCAGCGUGACAAUGACGUCACGUCGAAGUCGUGAUGCUUGUGGCUCGCGAGCGCACAACAAACAGCGCCUCUCUCCGCCCACACCAUUAAACUGUAUUGCACUCGCUGUAUCACGUCUGAGUCUGAAUUUUUACGACUUAAAAAUAUAUAUAGGAAUGUUUUUGAAUAUAUUAAAAGCCUGAAUCUUUUUUUUUUCUCGUCAGGACUUCUUUUAUUCUCAUAACCGUGCGUGGGACUUAUAGAGGAAGAGGAGUGCACAGCUAACGCUGCUAGCCGCUUUAUUAAUAUAUUAUUUUUCAUAUCUGAGAGGCGGGGAUUCCAAAGCCGUCAAAAAAUCGACUUUUGGAUGCAUUCAAUUAACACCAGCGUUUCAUUUCAUAGUCGCCCUAACUCAGGACUUCUAUUUUCCGUAGACAACAGCAAGAAGCUAUCGGGGAAUUACAUGGAUUACCUGUGUUUCAGGACGUUCUGCUGUAAAGGACCUCCCCCUCCCAGGCCAGAAUAUGACGUGGUUUGCAUCGGUCUGACGGGUUCUGGGAAGACCAGCCUGCUUUCCAGACUUUGCAGUGAGGCAACAGACAACAUCGUCCCCACCACAGGAGCGGAUUCAAUUAAAAAGUACUGGAGCCGGUACUACCAGGGCUCUCAGGGGGUGGUGUUUGUUUUGGACAGUGCUUCAUCAGAGGAGGAUCUGGAGGUGGCGCGUACGGAGCUCCACUCGGCCCUGCAGCAUCCGCAGCUCUGCACGCUUCCCUUCCUCAUUCUGGCCAACCACCAGGACAAACCUGCUGCCCGCUCUGUACAAGAGAUAAAGAAAUACUUUGAACUGGAGCCUCUGGCACGAGGCAAGAGCUGGAUUCUGGAGGGAAGCACUGUGGACAACAUGGAUGUGGUAAAGGAAAGCUUUGGUCAGCUCAUUCAUCUGCUGGAGGAAAAGGAUCAGGAUACAGGCAGGAUAUGACCCAGGGACGACAUCCCAGCAUCCCUCAGACACUACCGAUCGCCAACUCACCACAGGCCAGCACAUCCCAGGUCGCCAUGGCUGUUGUGUAAACUACGUUGUUACUUUAACUCUGUUACUGUGGUGAAACUUAUUGAGCCAUGGAAAAAUGGACUUUGGUAAAUCCUCACGUAAGGAUUCAUAUCUGCAGAAAAAGAAGGUACUUCAGCCCUGAAGUUUGAUACCUUCUCUCAAACCACACGUAUUAACCCAGAACACACGAUUACCAUUGUCAGUAAAAUGGUUAUAUCAGUUCUUUUUAAUACUAGUUGCACAUUGCUACUAAAUAGAUGAUUUAUGCUUGGUCACGUAGGGCAACUGGACGUCAUGUAGUCCCUGGUUUCUUUUCUUGAGUGAUUGCGUGAAUGCGUGUUUGCGAGAGAGUGAGAGAUGCUAGUUUGUACUUAAAAGCCUUAAUGUGAGUGUUAACGUUUCAAUGUGUUCUCACAAAUGACAGUCUUUCGAUGUAAUUCAAAUAUGCCGUCUUAAAUAUUUGUGGCUGUGAAGUGAAAAGUGGAAUUAUGAGUGACUCCUGAGUCGUAAAAAAAUAAUAAAAUCUUCUCUUGUCAUGUAAUGUCUCUAAACAGCAUGGAGCCGCAUUCGAUUGGAUCUUUAGAGUGACCUAUAAACGCACAUUUUUGAUUUAAGAUUACUGAGGACACAAAGAUGUUUUUAUAACUUGGUCUUGUAUUAUUUCAAAGCUGAACAUAUCCAGGAUUUUGCUCAUCUAUCUCUUUAUCUUGGAUGGUAAUGGUUGACCAAGCCCUACUGAAAAAUAUAACAACCGGUUUGACUUUGUCUUUUCACCAUAGACACUAAAACUACAAUCAGCCCCUCUAGGUGAACCAUGACAGAGCCUUCAAUUUUGUAUGCAUGAUGUAUUGACCAUGUGCUUGUUUGGAUAUCACAUUAUUUGUUUUUGAAUUUUUUUGUAUUUCUGUUGGCCCUGAAUGUAAAACACUCUCUUUGCAUAAGCACACCUCCUCUAUUCUCAAAGUCCUUCCAUUUAGAUGAGUUUCCAGACACAUGAACAAAGGAGGAAUCUAAUGCAAGAGCAACCAAACUAUUCAUGUGCCACAUCAGCCGCACUUCCGAAAGCAACUAUACUUUGAAAAACACCUUGAAAUGCAUAUUCAUCACCAAACUCGGGCAUCAUCUUGUGUUUUAUUUAUAUCUACUACAAUUUUAUACCCUCAGAACCAAUUCAGCUGCCUUUUUGUAAUUCAAAUAUUUGUACAUUUGUUACAGAUUAGUCUCUGGAGAGGACAUGUGCCUGUCUUUGUACUGGAAGGAAAACAAAGUCUAGGUGGGCUUUUAGCAGUUUACCAAGGUGGCAUCAAGUCAUUCACAUGUUUGACUGUGUUUAUGUGUAUUUAUGCAUAAUUUCCACUGAGUAACAUGGAAAAUAAAGGCAGAAGAAGGACAAA